AUUGAAAAAAAAAAUUAAUAAAAAUUAAAUAUUUAAAUAAAAUUAUAAAAAAAUUUAUGUGCGAGCUGUGUAAUAAACGAAAAGAAAUAAACGUUAGCGAAAGUGAAAACCCAUUGAAGGUUAAUGUUUGUGUGCGUUUAUGAGCCGAGCCCCUGAUUUUUGAGACCAAAAGUAUCAGUAGCUGCUACUGAGCUACCAGAAAAAAUAUUAAAAGAAACUACGGCAAAUAUUUGUAGAAAACAUAUUGAUGCAAAAAUAAAAAAUAUUACUUAAAUUUUUUGAAAAAUUAUUUUGAAAAAAAAAUUGAAAAUUUAAGUAUUUUUGAAAACAAAAAAUUGCAAAAUUGUAAUUUGUUUACAUUCAAUAGCGUGAAAAGUGUGCAGCAAUUUCAAGUUGAGCUGUCACGUGACACUGCUUGCAGCAAUAAACACAUACCAGGAUAUACUAGCGAUUAGUGUGUGUGCUAUCUAGAGAAAAUCGAAAUAAAGCUCUUCAGCGUAAAAUAAGCAACUCGAAAAAAAAACAACAAUUCAAUAUAAAAUCAGCAACUCAAGCAUAUAUUUUUCAACUUAGAAAUAAUUAAUUUCCACAGCUUUGUUGUUUUUUCACUAUUAAAUGACUAAAGGUUUGCGACAGCAUUAAAUUGAAGAAGCUCAAUGUCAUAUCUACGUCAAGUCAGUGUAAUUGCAAUAACAAUAAUAAAAAAAGGUUUAUAAAUAAAUAAAAUAUACAAAUCAGCAGCAGCAGCAACACACAGCCAAACAAUUGCAACGAAUUAUGAUAUUUUUAAACUAGAAAAUAAAAAUAAAAAAUAAACGGAAAUAACAAGUUUAUUAGUCAACCACUAACAACUGACAUAACAACGGCCACAACAACAACAACAACAACAAUAAAAAAUUGUAAAAAAAUACCUAAUCAACUGCAGUCAUUUUUUGAAUCAUACGAGCAAGAAAGAAUAUUGUUACAGCAACAACAACAACAACAUUUCAACAAAAAAGCGCAACUAGAACAACAACAACAACAACAGCAAUGAAAUAAAGAUUUACUAUAUGCACGUAUGUAAAUAAUAAAUAUGUGUGUGUAACAAGCGACAAGCAAAUUCUAUUCAAUUCAAUUCAAUUCAAGUUUACAUAUUCGUAGUACACAAAUGCCUUCAAUUCUAUAUAUAUACAGCACAAGUACAACGUUUUAUAUAUAGAAGCGUCUUAAAGACACUAACAGCAAAGGACCAAAUAAAAGCAUCCCAUAAACGUUUGCGUGUUGCAUUUGCUUUGAGCGACGACCAAUUCAUCAAGAUCACACAAGAUCAAAAGUAGUAAAGAAAAGUGCUCAGUGAACGUCACAGCCACCAAACAAAUCAACCAUCACAACAAAGUCACAUCAGACCUAAAGUCUAAAUUAUAUCCAAGUCCAAGUGCAUCCGAGUUCGUGCUGUUAGUGAAAACAAAAGCAUAAAAAGCGCACAGGUCGGAAUAACGGUGUGAGAUACGAAUCAAAAACGUUACAGCAAAAAGUAAAUAAAGAAAAUAGAAAAAAGCUCAUAAGCUCAUAACGCUCGAAAUACAAGAGUAUCUAAAGCCGAUCUGAACGAUCUGCACGUUAAUUAGACGCAUUGACUGCAUUGAAUCGUCUCGCAUCGCAUCGACUUGAUUCGAUAACCAAACAAAGCAAAAAUCACAUCGUCUCGCAUUUGCAUCUCUCUGCAUCCACAAAAAAUUGCUUCAAGUAGCAAACAAUCAUCAUUGCGACACCAACACAUUGGGCAGGCAAAGGGGCGAUUAAUUAGAAAAAAAAACUGAAAACAAAAAUCCCUCACUCACUCACAAGCAGCUCAUAUGCGCUUACGAAGCAAAAGCGAGUUUUAAAACACAACUUUAGGUGCGAGAGAAGAGAGAAAGAGCGCAAGCUUUGGAAUAAUUGAAAAAAAAAAAUAAGAAAAAACAAAACAGUCAAGCAGUCAAAGCUGAGAUCGAGCGUGUAAGGAGCGUGUAGAAGUAAAGUCAAAGUCAGUCAGAGCAGAUCGUGCCAUAGCAAGAUCGUACGCAGUACCACAAAGGUAUACAUUAUACGAGCAGUGAAUAGAAAAGUUGGAAAACCAAUAAUCACAACAAACACCUCAGUUCAAUAACAAAAGCAAAAAAAAAAAUAUAUUGCACGUGCUGAACAAUUGCCAAGCUAAAUUACUAGGCAAAGCAAAAUAAGCCAUUAAGACAAAGCUAACCGUAAUAAGCAGUAACCAAAACCAAAACCAAACCGAAACCACCACACUCACAUACCAAAUCAUACCAAGAGCAGUUAGUAGUGCGAGUAGUAAAAAUUCAGGUUAAAAUGGCCGAAGACGCAGCUAUGGAAACAUGCCCAAGCCCCGAAAUCGGCGAUUCUAGAAAAAGGCCACUAGAUUCCGAUCCGGAAAAUGAACAAACCAAACGCUCACAUUUCAGUUCCGCUCAUACAAAAACAUUCCCAGUGUAAAAAAACGAAAAAAAAAAUCAAAUGCAUCAUUGAAAUCUCCAAACGAGGAACAAAAGACAUCUGCAAAUAACAAACACAUCAAAUCAAACUCAUAUGAAUUCACAUCAAAAUCAAAAGAUAAAAAAACGAAUGUGAUAUUUAAAAAUUAUUUUAAACAUUUACGCUUAAUGUGAUUGACUGUGCAACAGAACUUGUGAAAAAAACACGAAAAACAGAGAAAUCAACGCACAGCAAAAAAAUAUAUAUAUUCAUCAACAAAUUGAAAUCGCGUUAAACUCAUCAGUUUUACAAAAAAGAACAUAAAAAAUAUUUAUAAACAUAAAAAAACUCACAAACAUACAUAUGUGUAUUUAUGUAUACGUAACGCUCGAAGCACUUGCGAAUAAAUUCAUAACCUCCAAAGUGUGUGUGUAUAAACAUAAAUAACUGCACAUCCGCACAUAUACACAUUUAUGCGCAUAACGGCGUCUCUUACAAAUAGUCUCCAACAUCCACAUCAUUCAAUGUACAACAAUUGCAUCCGCACCCCUCACGCGGCCAACACCUACAAACAUCACAACAACGACGCGCAUCUAUUUAUUUAGUACAACAACAUAUGAGCGAUUACAACAACUAGUUAAGCAUACUCAUCGCAGUCAACAAAUCGCAACUGACAUUUGACAUUUAACUGCAGCAUUCGAGGCAGCAGCAACAACAACCAUCACAACAAGUGACACCUCAGAGGCGCUCACACGCACACACAUACGUAUGCAAAUCAAGCGAUUGGCAAAGAAAACCACAGGAGUCGCGUAGCAUCAGCAUCGAUAGAGCCAUUUCGUACGCAAUCCACCAACAAUUACGUCAUUGCAUCUGUCAUCGCACACUAAUUGCGUCGUCUGACCGAACCGCGAGAUCACCGAACAGACCUGACCGCUAAGUCAGUUAGUCAGUUAGUAAGUCAGUCGGUCGUGCGGCUAAUUAGACAGUAGCAAGCUAAAAGAGCUGAAAGAAAGCAAGAACAAAGUCACAACGUUGGAGUGCAGCUGAGAGCAGCGCCAAUUUUUGAGCAAAUAAGUGAGCAAAUAAAGCACAGGAAGAGCACAAGCUGCAGCCAACGAUUAAAGUGCACGAAAGUGUUGUUUAUAACGUUUAAGCGCAAAGAAUUAAACAACCCAAAUAGGUUCCAAAUAAGCCUAAUUGUUAGUGCAACAACCAACAACAACAACUACGUAUAUUGUUACACAACUAAUAACAACAACAACUACUAGAAAUUUGACAACAGCGCACAAGCGUCUAGCGCGGACACAAACCAUUGCGUUGAGCAUUGAAGUGAAAAGUGGCAAUAGCGCAAACGCGCUUUGAACACUCAAUUAGUAACACUGACACCUAUUCGAAAAGGAAACAGGAGCAGAAGUGAUCGAAAUUCAAAGUAGAAAAUUUGAAAUAUUGCAGUGGAGCUAACGACACAAGCGGAGACGCACAAAAAGAAAUUCUGAAAAAAAAAAUUGUGGCAAACACACAAAAAAAUCAACAUAGUUCCGGCCAUUAGCAGCAACAACACGCCCAUUACAAAAAUAAAAAAAAAUAAGAAACUUACAUAAUAAUUUGAAUUGAAAGACUGAAAGCUCAGAGAAGCCACGGCAUUAGUACCUAUUAAACGCACACACAUCGCAUACGCAUAGAAAACAGCAGAAACGUCACAAAAGCCAUGAGCCAACCGACCUCACCUGCAACGCUACAGCAACAAUUGCAAGUGCAGGCGAACUGCAACGGCACGGCAGAGAGUCUCAUGAGUAACGCCUUCGAUCUGAUUGGCGGCGCGAGUGCCGCGCAGCAAUUCUUGAAUCACAUGGACUUGUAUGCGCAGCAACAGCGCCAGCAACAACAACAUCAGCAGCAGUUGAAUUAUCUGCAACAGCAACAACAGUUGCACUCAGCGCAGUCACUUAUGUCCAAGUCACCGUCCACAUCGCCGACUAACUUCGGCAGUGGCGGCAGCAGCAAUAGCAGCAGUCACAGCAACAUCACAAUAACCACCAACAAUAAUUUACAUACAAACUAUAAUCAUCAACAACAACAACAACAUCAUCAUCAACAACAACAACAACAAGCAGCAGCAGCGGCAGCGGUGCAACAGCAUUUAGGCAAUAAGCAUUCCAUAUCGUUGACAUCAUCGCCAAUCACAUCACCAACUAAAUCGUUACUCACACAAGUGGCUGCGGCGGCCAGCAGUGUCGGUGCUGGUGCUGCGUUGAGCGCCACCAGCACAGCCAACACGUCGCCGCCGUUGUCGUCGUCGCCGCCAACCAUACUAAAUAAUUUCAAUACACAACAACAUCAUUUUAAUCUGCAUCACAAUAAUCACCAGAUGGAUUUGCAACAACAACAACAGCAGCAGCAGCAACAAUUGCAACAACAGUUGCGUGAGGUGGCCAAUAGUGGCCUCAACAGCCAGAACAACAACCAAACCAAUAACAAUAACAGUCCAAAUGGCGAACGCCUGGGCACAAUCACGCCCACCGGCGGUCACAGCCCCAACGGUGGUGGCGCGCACCAUCAGCUACAACAACAACAACAGCAACAGCAGCAGCAGCAGCACAACCACGCCUUGGCGCAACACCAUCAGCAACAGCAGCAGCAGCAUCAUCAUCAUCAACACGGCAACAGCACAUCGCCGUUCAAGCCGCCCAGCUCAGCUUCCUGUUGGUGUUAUGGUGAGUCAGUUUGUUCGGGAAUUGAGGUUGAAAUUGAAAAUAAUAACAAUUUCUCUCAUGGCGAUUCAUCCUACCACAUGAAGAUCUUAGUGCCCGCCGUGGCCUCCGGUGCCAUCAUCGGCAAGGGCGGCGAGACAAUCGCCUCUUUGCAAAAAGACUCCGGUGCUAGAGUUAAGAUGUCCAAGUCACAUGACUUCUAUCCAGGUACUACCGAGCGCGUUUGCCUCAUUACCGGCUCCGUGGACGGCAUUAUGUCGGUCAUGGACUUUAUCAUGGAUAAAAUACGUGAGAAGCCCGAUCUAACUACUAAGAUUAUAGACACCGACUCCAAACAGAAUCAGGAUCGUGAUAAACAAGUGAAAAUUUUGGUGCCCAAUUCGACGGCGGGUAUGAUCAUCGGCAAGGGUGGUGCUUUUAUCAAGCAGAUCAAGGAGGAGAGCGGCUCGUAUGUGCAGAUUUCACAGAAACCCAAGGAUAUCUCAUUGCAGGAACGUUGCAUUACCAUUAUUGGUGAUAAGGAGAACAAUAAGGCCGCCUGUAAAAUGAUACUCUCGAAGAUCGUUGAGGAUCCGCAAUCCGGUACAUGCCUUAAUGUCUCAUAUGCCGAUAUUAGUGGCCCAGUUGCCAAUUUCAACCCGACUGGCUCACCGUAUGCCACCAAUCAGAAUGCUAUAAACACGAGCACCGCUUCGUUGAACUCGACUUUGGGUCAAAAUAUUGGUGGUGCCGCCACGGCUGCGGGUCUUUUAAUAAACGGCACCGGCAUCAAUUUAUCCUUGAACCUGAGCUCACCCAAUCCGGCACCGAACUUGGCGGUGGCCACACAAUUGCUGGAACACAUUAAGGUUGCUCUACGCGGCUCCGGCUACUCAGAGACCGCCACCAACGAAGUGUGCGCCGCUCUGGGCGUACUCGCCAAAUACGGCGUCUUGGGCAUGGGUGUCGGUGUACCGCAUACCAAUGGCACCACCACACUCGGCAGUUUUCUGGGUGUCACGACGUUGGAUCAGCAGACAGCUGCCGCCGCCUCAGCAGCUACUGCCAGUAAUGUUUUCGGUGCUGUGGGUCAAGUUAAUUUGGAACAGUAUACAGCGGCAGCGGCUGCUGCUGCUGCAGCAGCUGCCAGCCGUCCGACACAGUCGCACCUGGAAGCGGCCGCCGCCGCACAAUUCGAUCCCUUCCGUCAUUUGAGUACGAGCGCAGCCACCGCAGCACAGGCCAACACACCGGUGUCGCUGAAUAACAACAGUUUCGGUUUGACUGCGGCCACCGGUACCACGUGCACAACGGCGCAGAGCCUAAGCGCCGCCACGCAUACGCUCAGCGGCUUGAGCAAGAGCCCCACACCGGGCGAUUUGGGUGCUAAGGAUACCAAAAAUGUUGAAAUUCCAGAAGUGAUUGUUGGCGCUAUCUUAGGUCCAAAUGGUCGUAGUUUAGUUGAAAUCCAACAUGUUUCUGGCGCAAAUGUGCAAAUUUCAAAAAAGGGCAUAUUCGCACCGGGCACUAGAAAUCGAAUUGUAACAAUAACUGGUCAGCCGAGUGCCAUUGCCAGAGCGCAAUAUUUAAUUGAACAGAAAAUCACCGACGAGGAGACGAAGAGAGCGCGACAAAUUCCAUUAACCACUGUUGUGAAUUAAAAGCGAAAAUCAUUAACACAAAAUUAAAGUAAAACAACAACAAACAUAAAAAACAAAAACAUAAUAAUUAUAAAAAUAAUUAUAACAAUAAUAAUAACUGAAAAACAACAACAACAAAAAUAUAAACGAAAAAAACAUAUUUUAAGAAACAUUAAAAGAAAAAAAUAUAAAAAUCAAUAAUAAUACAAAGCAUAAGAAAGAAGCGAGAAAGAAGAAGCAAACAUAAGCAUAAAACUAAAAAACGAAAAGUUAUAAAAUUAUGUAAAUAGCGUAAAUACUAAUUAAAAUGCUGAGGACGACAGCUGAGGCGAGAAAUAGUUAAAUUUGAAAAGUAAAAAAUUUCAUAAAAAAGUUAAAAAUUUCACAAAACAAAUUUAGAAAAAAAAAUGUUUGAAAACAAAUACGAAUGUUGGAAGAAGCGUCGCAAAAGCAACAAAAUAGCAAAUAAAAUAAAAAAAGAUAAAAUUGUAAAUGUAGAGAGUUGAAGAGAAGCGAAGAGAGCGCUGCGUAUACUGUAAUAUAUGUGUAUGUUAGAUGAGAGAUUUUAAAGCAAGAAAUUUAGCAAAAAUUUAUAUAUAUAUAUAUAUAUAUAUAUAUAUAUGCGAAAACAAAAAGCGCGCGCAGCUAGCAGAGAACAAUAACAAAUAAAACAAAAACAAAAAACAAAAAGAACAACUGAAGUAAUUACAGAGUGUAGCAAACAAACAAACAUACAAAAAUGUAGUCUAGUAAAUAAUUAGGAUGAGUUUUAUUAUUAUAAUUUUUAAUAGUAAAAAUUUAAACUAAUUAAAAGAAAGAAAAAACAAACAAACAAAAAACACUGUUAAGUAAUGUUUAACUAAAGACAAAAGAAAAAAAAUAUGAAAGUUCGUUAAUUGUAGCAAUUUCAUUUGAAGCAAGUGAGAACUAAAGUGGAAGGAAAGCAAGAAAAGUAAGCAAGCAAGCGAAACACCUGAGCCGACACAUACAAAUAUAAAUAAAUAUACGUUUUUCACUUUACAUAGCUAAAUUGUAAAAAGUUAGAGAAUUAAAGAAUUAACGCAAAUUAUUUACUCUGAAGAUACUACAUGUAUUUAACUUUAAACGAAAAUUCAAACAAAAGUAAAAAUUAAAGUAGUUAAAAGCGAAAUUUUUCCAUAAACAAUUGCGAUAGAUUCUUUUGAAAUAAAAUUUAAAAUACAAAAACAAAAAAAAAAUUGAAAAGUUUAGAGUAAAAAAGCAACUUUAAAAUAGAAGAAAUAGAGGCACUUUUGUGCUCACACACUCACAUACAAGAGCACACUUUAGCGGCAUUAUGGUUUUGAAAGCUCUUAGAAAUGCUUUGAAGAUGAUUUUAAAGCAUGCUUUCUAAGCUAGCAUAUAACUGAAGAGCGUGUUUGCUUCAAAAAUAAAUUUAAAAUUUUUUUUUAACCUAUAAAUUUGGAAAUGAGUUCAAAGCUUACUUAAUUAAAACCGUUAUAUUUGUCUGCAAAUUUUGGUAAUUCUUAAGCGUUAAAAAAGAGUUUUUAAUUUUUUUUUUCAUUUACAACCUUCUUAAGUUCAAAGUUUCUAAAAAUAAGCUUUUUAAAAUUCAAAAUUUCUAAAAAAAAGCUUUAUUAAGUUCAAAGUUUUAAAAGAAAGCUUACCGUUACAUUUUUUGUGUCUCUUUUGUUAAUUCUUUGGUUCUCAUAACGUCGCCUUUUGCGCACUUCAGUUGUUUUUUUUUUGUUUUGCUUAAUUUGUUUAUUGUAUAAAUUUUUAAAAGCUUUAAGCUUACUUGCAAUAUAUAUAUAUAUAUUUAAUUUUUUUAAUUUUUAUAUUCGUUUACAAAAAUUUAGAUAUUUUGUUGCUUUUGAAACGCCCGUUGAGCAUUUUCAGUGAUUAAUAACAGUUUUCGUUUACAAUAUUUACAAAAAAAAAACACACACUGCUUAACAAACAAAUGUAUACAGCAUUAUUUAAGCACAUGUGGUUUGAGUUUGUACGAACAAGCAUUAAAAAAGACAAACUGAUGAAACAAAAAAAAAACAAAAA
Molecule: messenger RNA, 8815 nt
Organism: Zeugodacus cucurbitae (melon fly)
Lineage: Eukaryota; Metazoa; Arthropoda; Insecta; Diptera; Tephritidae
Gene: pasilla
Product: RNA-binding protein Pasilla
Exons: 9
Coding region: 4160-6802 (880 amino acids)
Biological process (GO): mRNA splicing, via spliceosome; regulation of alternative mRNA splicing, via spliceosome
Cellular component (GO): cytoplasm; nucleus
Molecular function (GO): mRNA binding
Source: RefSeq, a predicted model, not a curated record